Messenger RNA from Fraxinus pennsylvanica, 384 nucleotides. NCBI's taxonomy places the organism in Eukaryota, Viridiplantae, Streptophyta, Magnoliopsida, Lamiales, Oleaceae. The record is from the annotation of a GenBank genome assembly.
AUGAUCCUUGAACUGCAUCCUUUGCAUCAGGGCACUCUGUUGCCUGACUUUAGCCUGGAACGAUUCCGUCUUUGUCGUGUAAAUCGGAUGACCGAUGUAAUCACUUACUUUGCUUCUGGAGCACUCACUUCUUGUUGCAGGAGUAAAUGGUCCUCUUCGACUUCUACUGCUACUAGGCCUCGAGGAAGGAGAAUAUUCUCGGGCUGUUUUCAGCUGUCCACGCAGCAGUUUGGUCUCCUUCUGGACAAAACAUUACUGAUCUUAAGGACGAGACUUCCUCGGAUGAUAUGCUACGAUUACCCACCCCCAAAAGAAAAUAUUUCGACCCUUCGGCUCAAAUGCAAAUCCGAGGCCACUUUUGUUAGACUAUCAAAGUCCACAUAG